Molecule: messenger RNA, 1203 nt
Organism: Aspergillus mulundensis
Lineage: Eukaryota; Fungi; Ascomycota; Eurotiomycetes; Eurotiales; Aspergillaceae
Exons: 1
Coding region: 1-1203 (400 amino acids)
Source: RefSeq, a predicted model, not a curated record
AUGUACCACUACUCUACUCCACCCCCCGGGUGGUCCUCCUUCGACUACAUGAACUCCCCGCCGACGUCGCCUCACUACGCCUACUACGCGACGCAGUUCACCAACCCCUUUGGCUCUCCUCGAGGCCCGACCAAGACUCGCCACGCCCGCAAGGCCAGCUACGCGGCGCCCCCCAGCAAGGACACAGGCGCAUGGCACUCCGGCUACGGUCAAGGCUUCUACGGCGCAAUGCCCGAAUUUGGCACUCCGUCCAAACACCCGGAAAAUGUAAGUGCCUUUUUUGGUCGCAGUCCGUCCUCUCGUCGCAAAACCAUGUCCGGUGGUGUCCCCGCGGGCGCCUACUACGACUACGGUGCUGCCGCUCCCCGGCCGCAGUCAUCCCGGAAGCGAUCUAUCUAUGUGGAUGUGGUCGAUGAUGGAUACGAUGAUAUGCCCAGAUACGCCUCGCGCGAGGAACCGAACAAGUCCCGUCGGCGUCCGUCAGCGUCUCAACGGAAGCCAAAGCCAGCAACUGAUCCAUUCUACUCUACUCAGGUUCCCGCUUCUGCCUAUGAAGAUGAUGCUGCCAAGCGAUCGCGCGCUCGCCGCCAGUCCACAUCCACCCGGAACGUGCCCAAACCCAAGCCGGCGACGGCGUCUAAGCCCCCGCCAAAGGCCACCGAGGAGGAUGCCGUGCGCGCAAAGAUCCCGCCCGGCUACUCGCUCAAGAACUGGGAUCCCACGGAAGCGCCGAUUAUUUUGCUAGGCAGUGUGUUCGACGCCAACUCCCUCGGCAAGUGGAUCUACGACUGGACCGUCUUCCACCACGGCGCCUCAACCCCAAUGGCCGAUGUCGCGGGCGAACUCUGGCUGUUGCUCAUCAAACUUGCCGGCAAGAUCAAGCGCGCCGCGGAGUGCGUCGACCGGAUCAAGGACGUCGAAUCGCAAGAAACGGUGGAGGACUUUUUGGAAAGCGGCAAGCGGCUGUGGAAGCGGUUCAAGAAGCUGCUGCAGACGUGCGAGCAGUUCAUGUGGAAGGCUGCGAAGCGAGAGGACGGCAAGAGUGUGUCGAUGGGCCGCAACGCGGGCUGCGAAUUUGUGGAGUCGAUCUUCGGUCGCGAUCGCGAGCUGGAGAACACGGAGAAGCUGAUGAACAGCAUCCGUGUGUGGAACAUGCGAUUUGACGCGAACUGCGAUGAUAUCCUGCGAAAGCGAACCGCCUAG